AUGUCAUCAAGCUCACAGGGAGCACGUAUCCCCUGCGUCGGAAGAGCUCGAAGUGGCCGGAACACCACCGAAGGCUACGGCUACGAUUCGACCAGGGCCAGGGGAGCUUCGCCGAGCUCAGAUGGGGAUGAUUCGAUGCAACCAGAUGCUGCUGCCGAGCCUGCGAAUGCAGCUGGCAGCGAAGGCUCCUUCUCGAGGUUAACGCAUGCGGCGGAGUUCUAUGCUUCCCAAGCCGCCACACAAGCCGCGGGGCUGUUUAGCUACAAGAAAACUGGAGAUGAGAAGAGUCAGGAGGUCCUUGCUGAUGGCGCAGGACUGCCUGUGAAUGAUGUCGCCGCUACCGAGCCUGCGAAUGCAGCUGGCAGCGAAGGAUCCUUCUCAAGGUUAACGCAUGCGGCAGAGUUCUAUGCUUCCCAAGCCGCCACACAAGCCGCGGGGCUGUUUAGCUACAAGAAAACUGGAGAUGAGAAGAGUCAGGAGCCGAAUGAGCCGGACUCCCCUAAAGCUUCGGAUGCUGCCGAAGCUGCGAAUGCAGCUGCCAGUGAAGGCUCCUUCUCGAGGCUAACGCAUGCGGCGGAGUUCUAUGCUUCCCAAGCCGCCACACAAGCCGCAGGGCUGUUUAGCUACAAGAAAACAGAUGAGGGCCAGGAGGCUGCCGAAAUCCUUGGGUCGGAUGGAUCCUUCGCACGGCUGACGCACGCGGCCGUGGGCCCGUUGUGGCCGACGGAUCUCGCGGCCGCUGCGGGGCUGUUUGCUUCCACUGCUUCCGCUGAGCGCCAGGAGGCGCCUGAGAACAGCCACCCGGGCCAUGAAUCGCCCCUGGCGCAUGCAGCGGAAGUCCUAUUGGCUCCAGACCAGGAGCUGCACCAUGAGGCUUUCGCUGCGGAAGCCGAUGCGGACACCCAUGCGCCGGAUGUCGUUGCCAAGAUUGAGGAGCCAUCCCUUGAAGCAGCUGAGACUUCUGAGACCUAUGAGAAGCCUGCAGCCAAAGACUCGGAGGAAUCGGAUGCGCCUGAGGAAAGAGAGAUCCUCCAGUCGCCAGUGCUGCAGGAGCCACAUGAGCCCCUUCCUGGUGAGGUGAUGGAGGACGUCACUCCAGCGCAGACGACGAUUCUUUCAACCUCCAGCGUUCAGAAAGAUGAGCGAUCCGAAAAAGCCAAAGUCGAAGCCGAGAAAAUUCCCAAGGAGCUGGAAGUGUCAUGCGAAGCACCUACAGCUGCUCCCGCGUCCCCGUCCGCUGACGCGACGACGUCCUUCACGCGCUUGACGCACGCGGCGGAGUUUUAUGCGGCGCAAGCGGCGACACAUGCCGCGGAGUUUUUUUUAUACAAGAAAGAUGAGAAGAGCGGUCCGGGCAGCCCGGAGACGCCUGCAGCACCAGCACAAGCCGCUGAAACAAGUGCAGAAGAUGUCACGGAGGGCUCCUUCUCGCGCAUGACCAAUGCGGCGGGGGCGCUGGCGUCGCAAGCGGCCACACAAGCGGCGGAGUUCUUUGGAAAAUCCGAGGACGCUCAAGGCGGGCGAAAGCGCGCAGGGCAGAGGCGGCAACUUUUCGGAUCGGGCUUGGAAUCUCUUCACAUCUCCGAAGGAGUCGAGCGAUGCAGGUUGGAUCGCCGAUCUGAAGCCUUGGAAGCCUUGGAUAAUCCUUGGAGAACUAGGUCUCUUCAUGUGGCCCGCCAUCAACUGGGUGCGCAUAAGGUGUUCGCCAGAUGCCGAACGUUGCUGGCCUUGGAAGAGAUCAAGGGAAAGCUUAGGUGUUGGCGCUGCGGUCAGGAGAUCCUGGCCGAACUGGAUGCCGUGGAAGCUCAUGAGGAGUUUUGCAGCCGACCCAUGCAGCAGUUGCUGGAAGCAGCGGAUCUGCUGGCAGGCGACGCCCCAGAGAGCCUUGAUCCUCCAGGGAGCGAGGUGAAAGCAGAGGCUGCAGAGGCAGCAGGUGAUGCUGAUGCCCCUCCUUCAUCGACUUCACCGUCCUCGUUAUUGGCUUGGACGACUCCAGGAGUCAAUGCCCUGGUGGGACUGAAAGAAUCGGUCAAGGACACCUCCAGCCACAUGGUCCAUCGCGCGUACCGCGCGGCGGGCUCGCUGGGAGGCAGCAAGCAGGAGGGCGAGGUUCAGAAGCCCUUAACGCCCGAUCUGGAUCCGGUGCAGGUCUAUGGUCGCAUCGAGGAUACUGUUGAGACCUUGGUUUUGCUGGUCUUGGAGCCGGUACUGAAGGGCAUCCCAUCCUUGGGCAUUCUGCCGGUGAGGAUCGAAGCGCGACGUUCGGUGGGUGAGCACGGCAGCCCCCAAGCGGCGGUCAAAGCACUGCUGGCCAAGGCGGAGGCCGAAGAUGCCGAGAGUGGCAUGUCGCAGCGCUUCAUCCGCAAGGUUUCGGAAUUGCUGGUCAUGCGCUUCCUUCCUGUGGUAGGUGCUGGUGCCUUUCUCAGUUACACCAUCUACGCGCGCCUUCGACUGGCCGCGCUGGUGGCGGAGAUGAACGGUCAUGACUCGGAAGAUCCGGAAGUACAGGGCCUCCUCUUCUUCAGCAUUUUGCCCGGCGGCGAAACCCACCCCGACGUCGAUCAGUCGCCGCCAGCGACGCUGGAGACACCGGGAGGC
This is a messenger RNA of Cladocopium goreaui, 2598 nucleotides long. The record is from the annotation of a GenBank genome assembly. Lineage: Eukaryota; Dinophyceae; Suessiales; Symbiodiniaceae.